Molecule: messenger RNA, 607 nt
Organism: Culicoides brevitarsis
Lineage: Eukaryota; Metazoa; Arthropoda; Insecta; Diptera; Ceratopogonidae
Gene: lush
Product: general odorant-binding protein lush
Exons: 2
Coding region: 43-516 (157 amino acids)
Biological process (GO): olfactory behavior; sensory perception of smell
Cellular component (GO): extracellular region
Molecular function (GO): odorant binding; dibutyl phthalate binding
Source: RefSeq, a predicted model, not a curated record
CAUUAGACGAUGUAGUACUGAUUCAAAGUUGACUUUGAGACAAUGUUCUCUUCAUUAAAGGUGAAAAAUGGGAGAACUCGAGUUUAUUAUUUUUUGUAUUUAUUAACGACGAUGAUUGGAUUUAAAUUUAAUGAAGCUGCGAUGACAAUAAAACAACUCGAAAAAACGAUGGAAACCUUACGUAACACUUGUGUGCCUCAAUUUCCAUCUUUAGGAGCUGAUAUUCUCGAUGGCAUUCGUUCAGGAGGUUUUAUUGAAGGCAAUAAAGAUCUCAAGUGUUACAUCAAGUGCAUCGCUGAUAUGGCAGGAACAACUACAAAAAAAGGAGAUAUCGACGUGAAAAAAUCGACGAACCAAAUUGAAAGUUUAAUUCCAAAUGAGAUGCGAGAUCAUGCUCGAGGCGCCUUGAAUGCGUGCAAAGAUGUCAGUAAAGGAUAUAAAGAUCCAUGUGAAAAAGUCUUCUAUUCAGCAAAAUGCUCAUAUGACUUUGGACCAGAUAAAUUUAUGUUUCCCUAAAAGUUAACUUGAAAAAGGGGGAAAAGUGAGUGUCAAUUUGGAUUCAACUUCUUUUUGGAUUCUUUUUAAAAUAAAAAACUAAGUUUUUUUU